AUGGAGCGUCUCCAGGUGUGGGGAUUCUUCAGCCUCAUUGUUGUCACCGCCGCCCAGAGCACAGCACACAGCUCGGCCCCUCGGCCCUCCUACCUGCUGCUGGCUCCCAGAUUCCUUCGUCCUGGAGUCCCACCGUCAGUGUCGGUCACCAUCCUUACCACCUCAUCCGUCCUCGUGUCUGCUCACAUUGUUCAUGGCAACCAGACCGUGGCCUCUAAAUCAGUCACAGCUGAAGGAGGCUCGACUAAGCUGCUGACUUUGCCACCGAUCCACGAGAGCGAGUCCAGCUACUGGCAUCCCUACAGCCUGGAGGUCAGAGGUCACGUGGGUGGCAUCCAAGUUUUCUCCAACUCAACAGACCUGUACUUUGACCCCAAAGGCCUCUCCACCUUCAUCCAAACAGACAAAGUGAACUAUCUGCCCGGGCAGGUGGUGAAGAUCAGAGCGGUGUCCAUUCACCCCGAUGGGAAACCUUACAUCAGCCCGGUGAACAUCAUCAUCAGAGAUCCGAGGGGAAACCUGAUCAGACAGUGGCUGUCUGAGGACAGUGUCCUCGGGGUCGUGAACAAAGAGUUUCAGCUGUCUGAAAACCCUCCUCUGGGUGAAUGGACCAUUGUCUCUACCGUCAGUGGAGUUUCAAGUCAGAAGCAUUUCCACGUGGCUCAUUAUGUGCUGCCGAAGUUUGAGGUCGUGAUAGAUGCUCCGGAUGCCAUUUUUCAUAAGGACACUCUGUGGGGCUCCGUCACAGCAAAGUACUUGUAUGGGAAACCUGUGCGGGGAAACAUGAACAUAACAUUCCUUCAUCAUUUUCAUGGUAUUGUAGAGACUUAUGAAGAAAACAGAGAGAUCGACGGCACCGCAGACUUCACGUUUGACGUUCCUGACUACCAUCACAUGGGCAAAAGAGCUUUAGAGAUGAUCUUUAAUGAAGGAUACAUGAAUGAAUUCCUAACCAUUGUGGUUAAUGUGACUGAACAUCUCACAGGUCUCACAUACAACAGUAAGGCAAAGGUAUCACUGACGAAACACAAAUAUGAACUUUCCUUUGACGGCUAUCCCAAAAUACUGAGGCCCUCAUUAAAGUUCAUUGCCAGGCUGAAAAUUUCUACAUACAACAAUCAGCCGCUGUCACUGGAAGAUCAGCGGAAGACCGUUCAAGUGUCCGUGACACAACGAAAGCAAAGUCCAUGGAGUUGGAAAAUCGACAGUGUACAAGAAAUGAUGCCUCGUGCGUCAAACACAACAGGUCCAUCAGGAACGCGUCCACGUCCAGAGGAGAUGCCGCCUAAAGAAAUGGAGUUUCCCAUCCCUGCAGACGGAAUCAUACCCCUCUACAUCCAGGUCAUGAAUGAAACUGAAACUCUCACCAUUGAUGCUUCUUUUGAGGACAGCCAAAGUACUCUGCAGCUCUACAGAAGCUACACAUCACCCAGUCACUCCUACCUGCAGAUUCAGAAACCCACCAAAUCUCCAGAGGUUGGUUCACCUGUCAUGCUUCGCAUUGAGAGGAAUUUUCCAAUGACUGAGAUUCACUACAUAGUGAAGUCCAGAGGUCAGGUGGUUUCCGCUGGGAAAAGCUCUGGUGAUCUCACACUGGUUCCGGAAAUCUCCUGGGCUCCUUUGGCCUGCAUCAUCGUCUACUGUGUGCACGCUAACGGAGAGAUCGUCAACGAUGUGCUCCAGCUGCCCAUCACCCAAACUUUACAAAACCAGGUGUCUCUGAACUGGAGCAACACUAUGAGGAGGCCGGGUGACGAGGUCACACUGAGGGUCACGGUGGCGGAGCCUGGCUCUCUGGUCGGGAUCCUGGUGGUCGACAAGGCGACGCAGGCUUCAGGGUCACACAACGACAUCACUGAGGAGAGGGUGCUGGAGGAGAUGAUGGAGUACAGCAUUCCCAUGGCUGACGCCUACUCGGACAUUCUGACAAUGGGAGAUCCAUACUCUGUCUUCAAGACAUGUGGUCUCGUGGCGAUGACUGAUGCCUCUUUACUCAUGAUGGACGAUCUACUGAGGCCUGUAUUUCCAGGGGAGGGAAUAUAUACCCUGUCCCAGACAGACGACCCACAUCUACAUCAACAACAGGAGCCACGAGAGCGCUGGAACUUUCCAGAGACCUGGAUUUGGGUGGAUACCAACACAAGUAAUUCAGACACAACAGCGUUAACUCUAACUGUACCAGACAGCAUCACAACCUGGACAGCCACCGCCUUCGUCAUGUCUGAGAACCUGGGUCUGGGCGUCGUCGAGAGGCCUGCAGAGCUCACAGUGUUCCAGGAUUUCUUCCUGUCCUUGAAUCUGCCGGCCUUCAUCAUCCGAGGAGAGGAGCUGCUGCUGGAGAUCGUCCUGUUCAACUACCUCCCACAGGCCCUGGAGGUCAUGGUGAUUGUAGCCCAGAGUGACACCUUUGAGUUUGUCUUCCCGGACAAUGAGGAGCUCUCCAUGCCCAGUGUUCGUCAGGUGUCUGUGGGGAGCCAGAGCGGGACGUCCGUCCUCAUUCCCAUCAAGCCGCUGGUCCUCGGAGAAAUCCCCAUCUCUGUGAAAGCUGUGUCCUCCACGGCGUCCGACUUCGUCCGCACGACGGUGCUCGUCAAGGCUGAAGGACUCGAGCAGUCGUUCUCCACCUCACUGCUGUUUGAGGUUUCUGCAUCACAGCCGAGCCUUUCCAGAAACGUCACGUUCACCUUCCCAGCAUAUGUUGUGGCGGGCAGCGCGAGAGCUUCGGUGACGGCCGUUGGUGACAUCCUCGGCCCGUCCAUCAGCGGCCUGGACUCUCUGAUCCAGAUGCCUCACGGCUGUGGUGAACAGAACAUGAUCAACUUUGCUCCAAACAUCUACGUCCUCCAGUAUCUGAGGGCUACGGGACAGGCUGACCAGGAGACCACAGACAGGGCCAAAGACUACAUGAUGAAAGGGUAUGAGCGAGAGCUGUCCUAUCAGAGAGUGGACAGCUCCUUCAGUGCGUUCGGAGACCAGGACUCAUCUGGAAGCACCUGGCUGACUGCUUUCGUGCUGAGGUGUUUCCUGCAGGCGCGGCCGUUCAUCAGCAUCGACGCCCACGUGCUGCACGGAGCGGCGUCCUGGUUGGGAUCCCAGCAAGGGGCUGACGGGAGGUUCGAGGAGCCCGGCCGGGUGAUCCACACCGAGCUCCAAGGAGGCCUGGACGGCCCCGUCUCCCUCACAGCCUACGUCCUCAUCGCCCUGCUGGAGGACAGUGAGAUCAGGGCUCAGUAUGAGAGCCAGGUGUCCGCGGCCCUGGUCUUCCUGGAGACCCGUCUGGCUCUGGGAGUCCCCAGUAACUACAGCCUCAGCCUGCUCAGCUAUGCUCUGGCUCUGGCCGGCAGCUCCAACGCCAACACGGCUCUCAGCAAACUGAUUGGACGAGCUGAGAUGAGAGAUGGCGUGCCGAUGUGGUCCUCCCCAGACGCCGGCCUGUCAUCGUCGUGGCAGCCUCGCUCGGCAGACAUUGAGAUGGCGUCCUACGUGCUGCUCUCUCUGCAUAAACUGGGCCACGUCACGGAGGGCCUCAGCCUCAUGAAGUGGCUCAGUCAGCAGCGUAACCACAGAGGAGGGUUUGGAAGCACUCAGGACACAGUCGUGGCUCUGCAGGCUCUGUCCACAUACGCAGCCUUUGGCACGUCUCACGACUUCGACCUCACCAUCAGGGUGAACACCGAUCCCUCAACCAGCGUCGCCUCCUUCCACAUCCACCAGAGCAACUACCUGCUGCAGCAGAGUCAGCAGAUCGAGCCGGAGGAGGAGCUGGACCUCCAGGUGACCGCAGUGGGCCGUGGACUCGCUCUGUUUCAGCUGAACGUGUUUUACAACGUCAGGAACGUGGAGCUGAUGAGGAGGAGACGACGCGCCGACCAACACGAAGCGUUUCACCUGUACGUCGAGCUGUUUGACACAGAAAUGGACUCAGCACAUCUGUACAUCUGCACCAGCCUGUCAGAGGAUCUGGGCCUGAGUUCGACGGGCAUGGCCAUCCUGGAGGUUGGUCUGCUGAGUGGCUUCAGUCUGCCGGUGGUCGGCAUCCAGGCUGAAGGGGUCAUAAAGAAAGUGGAGACACAGCCGGGGAAAAUCAUCCUGUACCUGGACUCUGUGACGACAGAUGAGCUGUGUCUUCUGAUUCCUCUGGUCAUGGAGUACAAAGUCGCCAAAGUCCAGGAGGCAGCUGUUCUCAUCUAUGAUUAUUAUGAACCAAGACGCAGGACGGUGAGGACGUAUAAAUCAGAGUGGAGGAGUGACAUGUCCACCUGCUCCUUCUGUGGUGAGGACUGCAGCGAGUGCAGAGUGGACAGCUAUUACGAGCUCAGUGCUGCAUCGCACAGCGGCCAAAACGUCCUGCUGACCACUGUACCACCUGCUCUGCUCCUCCUCUUCAUCAUCAGCGUCAGCGUGUAA
This is a messenger RNA of Toxotes jaculatrix (banded archerfish), 4407 nucleotides long. It is a transcript of the gene cd109, whose product is annotated as CD109 molecule. Gene Ontology annotation, molecular function: endopeptidase inhibitor activity. The transcript is spliced from 33 exons. Lineage: Eukaryota; Metazoa; Chordata; Actinopteri; Toxotidae. The record is from RefSeq and is a predicted model, not a curated record. Gene Ontology annotation, cellular component: extracellular region. Bases 1 to 4407 code for a protein of 1468 amino acids.